Messenger RNA from Amborella trichopoda, 1260 nucleotides. Its product is annotated as putative esterase D14L. Lineage: Eukaryota; Viridiplantae; Streptophyta; Magnoliopsida; Amborellales; Amborellaceae. The record is from RefSeq and is a predicted model, not a curated record.
UGAAAAAGGUGGGCACAUGAAUAGGAGAGGUUUCACUAUAUAGGGCAAUUAAUAGCGCACUUGGUAUAAGUGGUGGCAAACGAGCCACCACAAAGGCUGCCUCCCCACCGAGCAAAGAUCCAGACUCCACUGGGAAAGUCAAAGGAAAACAAUCCCACAAGAAGAAGAAGAAGAGAGGGUAGAGAUGGGAAUUGUGGAGGAGGCGCAUAAUGUGAGGGUGGUGGGUUCAGGCCAGCAGGUGAUAGUGCUAGCCCAUGGGUUCGGCACGGACCAGUCGGUCUGGAAGCACUUGGUUCCGCAUCUGGUCCAAGACCACAAAGUGGUGCUCUUCGACAACAUGGGUGCAGGCCCAACCAACCCUGACUACUUCGACUUCGAACGCUACCAGUCCCUGGAGGGCUACGCCCUUGAUCUCCUCGCCAUCCUUGAAGAGCUGCGCAUUCAGUCUUGCAUUUUUGUGGGUCACUCGGUCUCGGCGGUGGUCGGCGUGCUGGCCUCGAUUGCACGACCCGACCUCUUCACAAAGCUUGUUUUGAUCUCUGCCUCCCCAAGGUACUUGAACGACACAGACUACUUUGGGGGUUUUGACCAAGAGGACCUGGACCAGCUAUUCGACGCCAUGCGUUCCAAUUACCAGGCAUGGGUAUCAGGGUUUGCUCCACUAGCAGUCGGCGGAGACAUGGAAUCGCCGGCAGUGCAGGAAUUCAGCCGAACGCUGUUCAACAUACGGCCGGACAUCGCACUAAGCGUGGCUCAGACCAUCUUCCAGAGCGACCUGCGGGACGUGCUGGGGAGAGUGACGGUGCCGUGCCACAUCCUCCAGAGCACCAAGGACCUCGCCGUUCCGGUGGUCGUGUCCGAGUACCUCCACCUACAUCUUGGCGGCGGCUCAAUCGUCGAGGUCAUGUCCUCCGACGGCCACCUCCCGCAGCUCAGCUCCCCAGACAUCGUCAUCCCGGUGCUCCUCCGCCAUAUUCGCUAUGACAUCGCUGCCUAACACACACCCACACACGUACACAUUACAUCUCUUUCUUCCCCAAAUGUUUCUCUCUGGUUUUCUCCCUCUCUCUUAAAUUCAUCUGGGCUUCUUGCUUUUUAAAUCUUUUGUUCAUCUCCUUCGUUUGAAUUGCUUUUGUAGGCGUUAUGUGGGUCUUGCUUUUGUAGGCGUUAUGUGGGUCUUGAAUUGCUUCUGUAGGCGUUGUUAUCGAAUAACCAUUGGAGACUGCAGCUGCCUAAGUGGGCGGCCGUUUACUUGUAUUA